AUGGUUGGAGUGCCCCGAAGCAAAGGCUGCAGCCUCUGCGUUAAGCGUAGGAUAAAGUGCGAUGAAGGCAGGCCCCAUUGCGGAAACUGCAGGAAGUAUGGUGCAGAAUGCCCUGGGUAUAGCAAAGAGUUCAAAUUUGUAGCUGGGAGACCUAGUCGUGAAAGGCGUCAUCGCAAAAUCCAAAAUGAAGACAACCCUUUCCAUGAGACUAUCGUCAACUGGAAUAGAUGCCCCACUUCGAAAUCUCCCGAGGAAAGGGAAUCUAUUAUGCAACUCCAGGUCCGGAUCCUAGACGGCGUGACAUUUCCGGAUCGCCUGCAAUCGCCCGACCUUUGCCUACAACAAGGCCUUUCGUUCCUUAUUGGGCACCUGCAGCCGGCUACUCAGAGUGCCGCGGGCCAUAUGGGCCUUAUCAGCUGGUUAUCAUUCUUGCCAACACACCCAUUUACCAACGAAGGGUUGAACCGCGCAGUUCGCUGCUUUGUAGCCCAUCAGGUUGGAAGAAUAAGCAACGACCAGCAAAUGAUUCACUAUAGUCGAACUGAGUAUGUGCACGCCUUGUCGAUGCUACAGAGAGCACUUCGAAGCCCAACGAAAUGGAAUUCAUCCGAAACGUUGUGCUCUGCAAUACUUCUGGGAGUCCACGAGCUCUUCGCUGGCUCGGUAAGCCGCGAGUCCUGGAUGAAGCAUGCAAGCGGCAUUGGAAAGCUGGUGCAAGCUCGCGGACCAGAAUGCCAUCGCACCAAGUUUGACAGCUGCAUGCUCAAAUCGUUUCGAGGAGUCAUAAUUAUGGAUGCAAUGUUCUCCGGAAAGGAUUGCUUCUUAGAAGAGAAGGAGUGGCAGGCAGUUACUCGCGAGCGAUUAGAUGGCAAAGACCCCGACGAAGUCUACGAACUCCUUGAAGAUCUCAGUUUUUAUUUAUCACGUUGCCCUACCCUUGUCCGGCGUGGAUACGAUUUACGAGAAGCAAACAUGAAGGGUGCCAUGCCAGAUAUGGCCGAUGUGUUGGACCUCAGCACCAAAACUCUUCAACUCUACCACGAGUUCCAACCUUGGUUCGCAAAGUUUACGUCCAUUGUGGAGGCACCAACAGAAGCGGUUUCGGCACGCGCUGACUCUCUCUAUAAGGUGAUUUACCAGUAUUCGGACUUCGCCAUAGGGACAGCCUAUCUGGCAUAUUGGGCUUGCAUCAUUAUCAUACAGGAGAUUCUCACAUCUUGCCACUACCCAGAAGACUUUUCAGCAAAGAGCGAGGAGCUAGCAGACAAUAUCUGCAAAUCCGCGGAGUGUCUAGGAGAAGGUCCUUUUGGAGCCUAUCGUAUGGGUUUCUCUCUCCGGAUUGCGUACGAAGUAAAUAAUAUCACAAGAAGGAAAUGGAUCAAGGACUUGGUAGAUGGGUUUUCAAAGACUUAUGCUGCAGUUAACCCGGACGGCUACCCUAGCACGAGUCCACCACCCUCCCUGGACGUCACCGGCUGGAUAAUCGCUCUCCCUGCGAUCAACAACAGCAUUAUCGCAACCUCCAUCGCAAAGGCCAUCCCAGCUUGGAAUUGCCAGUCUCCCAGAAUGGGGCUAAACCUGGCAGAUCCAAACUCAGCCAACAUGAGGUAUGUAACCCUUACAAUUAAGAACGGUAUCACAGUCCCCGCCACCAACAAUGCCUUCUGUCCCGCAUCCGAACACAACGGCGCCCGCUUUAUAAAUCGUGAGGCGGAGGGUGAAGGCGGAGACUACGAUAAGGACAGCUGCGAUCACGAGCGGAAGGCGGGACCAUAG
Molecule: messenger RNA, 1776 nt
Organism: Venustampulla echinocandica
Lineage: Eukaryota; Fungi; Ascomycota; Leotiomycetes; Helotiales; Pleuroascaceae
Exons: 5
Coding region: 1-1776 (591 amino acids)
Biological process (GO): regulation of DNA-templated transcription
Molecular function (GO): zinc ion binding; DNA-binding transcription factor activity, RNA polymerase II-specific
Source: RefSeq, a predicted model, not a curated record